Rotaria sordida is the source of this 636-nucleotide messenger RNA. Lineage: Eukaryota; Metazoa; Rotifera; Eurotatoria; Philodinida; Philodinidae. The record is from the annotation of a GenBank genome assembly.
AUGUUGCCUAUAGUAGAAUCAUCAAUAAUUCAAGAUGAUACCAUCAAUGACAAAGAUAAAUCAUUAGCUGAAGAUGAAUUUCAUACAUCAUCAAUUCAAAUAUUAACUUCAGAAAAAUCAACUGGAUCUUUUCCACUCAUUGACAAAAGACUGUCGUCAUCAACAGAUGAAAGUUUACAGCAAAAAUCGAUAUCAUUUAUACUACCAAAUAUUACUGAAAAUCUUUAUACUAUUCUCCUUGAAUCACUUCAACAAAUGACAGAUAUAGAACAAAUUUCAUUACAAAAAAAUUUUCAACUUAAUUCAGAAAAACAAGAAAUUUUUCAUAAUUUAAAAAAUCAAUUUCAUAAAUAUAAAAAUGAUUUUAAUCAAAUUCAAAAAUAUGAAUAUUUUGAAAUUCAACCUAUAUUAAGAAAACGUCUUGAAUUAGUUAUUCGAACAUUUGAUAUAGAUUUACAACUUAUAGAACAAAUUUUUAAUGGUAAAACAUUAACCGAUCUUAUUCCUAAUAAACCAUCAAUUAUAAUAAAAACAUCUAUGCAACCAAUUGAAUCACAAAUUUAUAAUGAUAUAAUAUCAAUUCGAGAUAAUUUAUCAACAAUAGCAAUCAAUAUGAAAAAUUGUCAAAUAAUAUAA